AUGAAAACCGUACGGAAAUUCGCCUACUCCCACAGCUCUUUGAACCCAGACGAACAUCUAUCUAUCUAUCUAUCUAUCUAUCUAUCUAUCUAUCUAUCUAUCUAUCUAUCUCAUCCUGUACAUUAUCUAUGUAUCUAUCUCAGCCUGUUCAUAUCUAUCUAUCUAUCUAUCUAUCUAUCUAUCUAUCUAUCUAUCUAUCUAUCUAUCUCAGUCUGUUCAUAUCUAUCACACAUUGUUCAUAUCUAUCUGUAUAUCUAUCUAGCUGGCUUGCUCACUCAGUCUGUUCAUAUCUUUUUCUCUAUCUAUGUAUGUAUAUGUAUGUAUGUAUGUAUGUAUGUAUGUAUGUAUGUAUGUAUCUAUCUCUCUAUCUAUCUAGAAGUAUGUAUUCAGAUUUUCCCGCCUGACCGUUUUCCUGGUUAUCUAUCUAUCUAUCUAUCUAUCUAUCUAUCUAUCUAUCUCAAAGUAUUUCCUUAUGAAUUCCGAUAUUCCCGCCUGACCGUUUUCCUGGUUAUCUAUCUAUCUAUCUAUCUAUCUAUCUAUCUAUCUAUCUAUCUAUCUAUUCUACAUACAUUUGUCGCUGUUCAUAUCUAUCUAUAUACCAACCUAUCGAUCUAUCUACAUAUAUUUGUCGCUAUUCAUAUCUAUCUAUCUAUCUAUCUAUCUAUCUAUCUAUCUGUCUAUCUAUCUAUUUAUUCAUCUAUCUUUCUCGCUGUUCAUAUCUAUAUAUCUAUCUACAUAUAUUUAUUGCUGUUCAUAUCUAUAUAUCUAUCUACAUAUAUUUGUUGCUGUUCAUAUCUAUAUAUCUAUCUACAUAUAUUUGUCGCUGUUCAUAUCUAUCUAUCUAUCUAUCUAUCUAUCUAUCUAUCUCGCUGUUCUAUCUAUCUACACAUAUUUGUUGCUAUUCAUAUACCUAUCUAUCUACACAAAUUUAUUGCUGUUCAUCUAUCUAUCUAUCUAUCUAUCUAUCUAUCUAUCUAUCUAUAUUUGUUGCUGUUCAUAUACCUAUCUAUCUAUCUAUCUAUCUAUCUAUCUUUGUUGCUGUUCAUAUAUCUAUCUAUCUAUCUAUCUAUCUAUCUAUCUAUCUGA
Molecule: messenger RNA, 1086 nt
Organism: Acanthosepion pharaonis
Lineage: Eukaryota; Metazoa; Mollusca; Cephalopoda; Sepiida; Sepiidae
Source: the annotation of a GenBank genome assembly